AUGCGGGCGACACUUGUGUGCUUCCUGUUGGCUCUGUUCUCGCCGGGAGAAUGCGUUCGAUCACUCGGUGAUCCCAACUACUUUUGUGAUGCAAAAUUGAUGGCACCGAGCGCAAAAGUGCCGACUAAUGUAAAUCAACUUCGACCGGCUGACAUCACCGUUAUUGGAGCGAUCGGAGACUCGUUGACGGCAGCCAAUGGAGCCGGUGCCCCGAAAGAUCCCCCAGAUCCGCUUGCAAUCAUCCUCCAAUAUCGAGGUCUCUCUUUCCAUGCUGGUGGACAAUUGACUCUCGAAGAACAAAUCACUGUGCCAAAUAUCCUCAAGAAAUACAACCCAAACUUGAAAGGAUAUGCCGUGAACACUGGAUCGGAAAACGUUUGGGAGGUGGCUAAAUUGAAUGGUGGAAUCCCGGGAGCAAAAAGUCUAGCUGGAGGACAAAAUUUGACCGCUCAAGCCAAGGCUCUCAUCCAGAAAAUGAAGGCUCAUCCAGAGAUUGACAUUGAAAACGACUGGAAACUACUGAGCAUCUUCAUUGGUGGAAAUGACGUGUGUGGAUGGUGCUCUCAUCCGUACCCUGGUCCCGACAGUGAUGUUUCACCUGAAGGUUAUGCUAAAGGAAUCUAUGAUGCUGUUCAAGUGUUCAGUCAACUACCAAGAACAAUCGUUUCUUUGAUGGGUUUCAUGCAUAUGGAUCUGUUGAGAAAAAUCGACAAUGGACAAUUCUUCUGUCAAGCGCUACAUGUUUUCGAGUGUCACUGCGAGGCGGACAAUGUCUCGGACGCUGAUCUCCGAAAUGUCUCCAUUUCGUACCAGAUUGAAGCUCAAAAGAUCGAGGACGCACACGAGUUCGAGCGAGACGAUUUCACUUUUGUCAUUCAACCAUGGUUCCAAAAUGUCGAUCAACUGCCUCAAGUGAAAAACGAGUCUUUCCUCGACUUCUUUGCCCCGGAUUGCUUCCAUUUCUCGCAGCUUGGGCAUUCGAUUGUGGGGCACAACUUGUGGAACAACAUGCUACAACCAGUUGGAAGCAAGGAUCAUUGGAUGGAUCUCGGCAUCACUGAGGCUCAUCUCAGCUGUCCCGAUCCGACUUGCCCCUUCUUCCGAACCUACAAGAACAGUCAGGAUUGCUCACAAUACAUGAGCCCAGAGCCUAUCACAGCCUCGGUCAUCAUGAAAAGCUUUCUACUUCUGGCGCUUGCGUUGACGCAAACAGCUUUGGCUGACUUGAAAACCCUCGGAGCUCCCGGUUUCACAUGUGAUCCGAAAGUGAUGGUGCCAAGUGCACACGUGCCAACAAAUGUCAACCAAGUUCGCUUUGCUGACAUCAAAGUGAUCGGCGCGAUUGGAGACUCGUUGACGGCAGCAAACGGAGCUGGAGCUGCUCCACAUGAUGCGAUCGCUGUCAUUCUUCAGUACAGAGGAUUGUCUUUCCACGCGGGAGGACAGGUCGAUCUCGAUGAGCAGAUCACUGUGCCCAAUAUUAUGAAGCGGUUCAAUCCCAGCAUUCAGGGAUACGCCGUUGGAACGGGAUCCGAGAACGUUUGGGAGGUGGCUCGACUGAAUGGAGGAGUGCCGGGAGCCGAGAGUGGAGAUCUCAAGGGACAAGCUGAGAGUCUCAUCACAAAGAUGAAGAAUCAUCCUGAUAUCGAUUUCCAAAAUGACUGGAAGUUGAUCAAUUUGUUCAUCGGUGGAAACGACAUUUGCGCCUAUUGCCAAGAUAAGAUCAAGAACUCUUCGGGAACUCACUCACCUGAACAUUUCCGUGACAAUAUCAAAGCCGCCGUGCAAGUUUUCAAGGACAAAAUGCCAAGAACCAUUGUUUCAAUGACUGGAAUGUUCAACAUGGGAAUGCUGAGACGAGUCGAUAGGGGACAAUUCUUCUGUGAUGGACUUCAUACAUUCGAAUGCCCAUGCGAGGCCGACAAGAACUUCACAAAUGCCGACAUCGAUGAUGUUUGCCAGAAUUACAUGAAAACCCAACAACAACUCCAAGAUACCGGAGUCUUCGAGGCCGAUGAUUUCACUCUCGUCAUUCAACCAUUCUUCAACGGUGUUCACACUCCACCAAUGGCGGACGGAAAAGUCGAUUUGACCUUCUUUGCCCCCGAUUGCUUCCAUUUCUCGAAAUUUGGACACGCUGUGGUGGCGAAGAACCUGUGGAACACAAUUGUGCAACCAGUUGGGCAAAAGCAGACACAAGUGAAUCUGUCAGAUGCGAAUCCAACUCUCAGCUGUCCAUCAACGACAUGUCCUUUCGUCCCGACGGUGAAGAACAGUCAAAAUUGUGCUCAAUUCUGGACUCCCAGCACCCUCGAUGCA
This is a messenger RNA of Mesorhabditis belari, 2319 nucleotides long. NCBI's taxonomy places the organism in Eukaryota, Metazoa, Nematoda, Chromadorea, Rhabditida, Rhabditidae. The record is from the annotation of a GenBank genome assembly.